Messenger RNA from Hermetia illucens (black soldier fly), 2562 nucleotides. Its product is annotated as tetraspanin-9. The transcript is spliced from 7 exons. The coding region runs from base 857 to 1711 and encodes 284 amino acids. Lineage: Eukaryota; Metazoa; Arthropoda; Insecta; Diptera; Stratiomyidae. Gene Ontology annotation, cellular component: membrane. The record is from RefSeq and is a predicted model, not a curated record.
AGUGUGCCUUUCGUUAUCGCGCUCUUAUCUGCUUUUUAUCAGACAUUAGGAUGCGAGCAUUUAUGAGUUAGAAAGUAAUUAGGCAAUGAAGUACGAAUAUGUGGAUUAGUUAGUGUCAAAUUUUGAAAUUCAUUUCAGAAAAAACUUAAAACUUUGAUAGUUGGAAUAGUGUGGAAGUUGGAUAAACUGAAUGAAAAGUGGUUUAUUAUUCACUUUGUGUGAAGGAAGGAGCCUCCUCUGUGAAUUCAAAUGCUUUAUGAUUUGCAUAAAAGAUAAGUGAGUGGUGAAAAACAAUCUGAAGACAUUGUGUUUGUUUGGUUUAACAGAAAAAAAUGUUCGCGAAUCGCUUUGAUAGUGCUGAUGUGUGCAAAACCGAUUUUCCAAUUGAAGCAUUCAUAUCGUUGUCAGUGCCCGUUUUUUAGUGCUUUCCAUGCAUUAACAUAGUGUACAGCAGGUCGUGUCAGUUACAACUAAUAAUUUAUAUUUUUUAUUGCUCACCGUCAUGUUGCCGUACUAAACUCGUCAACUUCAUUGUUGUUUUUGUUACUCUUGUCGGUUACCACACUUUCGACGGAAUUUACUCAUUCACAAAUAUUUGUUUAUUGUGUGCCACAGUGAAGUUCUCGAAAAGUGCUGUAAAUACGUUCAUGUAAGAAGAAAAAGUCUUAACCAAGUCAAAGUAGAGAGUGACGCCGGCCGUCAUAAGAAUAACAACUACUUCUGCUCGAGAAUCUUCACGGCAAUUAAGGAGAUAAUCUGGAGUACCAACAAGACUGCUGAGAAGGCGGGGGACCGGUUGGCUCCAAGUUGUAGACUUGCCAUCGUUUAUUUGUAGUCUUCAAACAACCAGGAAACCAUGGGGAAAACGGGAUACACAUGCAUACGCAGGACGUUUUGUUGGCUGAAUAUUAUACUUUGGAUUUGCGGCUGUGCAUUCCUUGGAGCAGGAGUAUGGCUACGACUGUCAUAUCAAGGAUACGCUACCCUUUUACCACAUCAUGCGGGACUUAGUGCAGACUCGUUAUUCAUUAGCGUGGGUGUGCUGAGUUUCGUUGUUUCAUUUUUCGGGUGCUGUGGUUCAUGGUUCCAAUCGCGGUGUCUUCUCAUAACCUACUUUAUACUCAUCGUUUUACUAUUUUUGACUGAAUUCUUGAUUGGAUCAAUUGCAUUUUUAUUCAGAGGCGGGCUCGGAAGAGCUUUGGCGAACGAAUUAAGAUAUGGCAUAGAAAACCAUUACAAUGCAACGGAUCGCGGAGCUUUGGCUGCUCCAUCUGUGUCUGCGAUUUGGGAUAAUCUUCAACAGUCGCUUAAAUGUUGCGGUGUGACAUCAUAUGAAGAUUGGUAUGACAUCGACGCCUGGAAGGGUCAACGUUGGGUUCCAGAGUCAUGCUGCCGACCACAGUAUGAUGGAAGAACUUUUGAAAUUGUUGAAGGAUCAGGAAAUACAUCAGUGAAAGUUGACUGCGGAAAAUCAGAAAAUCCAGCUCUUUGGUUUGACAUCGGAUGCGCGCAUGCACUUCAAAUGUGGUUUGUUCAACGAUUACAUGUAAUUGGAGCCAUUGGAAUUGUGAUAGCCUUCCUACAACUCUUCGGCCUCAUCACAUCCAUGCUGUUAUUCUGUACAGUGAAACACAAAAGAGAAUCUCACACGUACAAAUCAUACUCACCCUCAAUCGAUCCAACGACCCGAACGAGUAGCUGGGAAGACUAGACUUAGAACGCGCACAUAUAGGUAAAAUUGGUUUAAUGUUACAUCCGAAGGUAACACUAGCUGAAUAAUAAAACGAAGGAAAUAUGAUUAUGUAAAAACUAGGUACAAAGUUGUAGUGGUUUUAAAGAUAAAGAUAAAUCUAAAGGAAAGAACGGUUCUGAAUUGGAAUUAGACUAAUGAUGUAUGGAUGAUGCAAAACGAUUACGAAUUCCUCGUAAGUUUCAGAAAUCUCAAGCAAACAUCUUGUUUGCGUUUCGAAUUGUGAGGGGAUUAUUUCCUUCACUUAAAAGAAAGCGCAUUGUGCCAAAUAUUAGUCUAUGAAGUAUCUUUAAUAUUGUUAUACUCAAAUAUCGAAAUAAAUUUGUAAGCAUGUUCGAAUAAUUUUAAACCACAAUAAGAUUGCGGGGAGGACGCCCAAUAUAAAUGUUUAGUUUGUUUAUUUAUUAUUGUUAUGAGACUUUUUAAUUUUAUUAUCAAAUAUGUAAGAGACUUUAUUCAUUGUGGGACACAAACAAUAUAUGAAAUGUAUAUGGAUGUGAUUACCAAAUAUAUCGUAAGCAACCACUGAUUCGAUUUCGUAUUCUUUUGGUUCUCAUAAUUGUUGCGUAGAUUAUACAUACAUACACUAAUAUGCAAAUGUAGUACCAAUAUCACUAGUAGUUCAUUACAAAAAUAUAUUUUACUGUUCGAACAUUCCAUUUAAUAUAACAUUUAUUGAAACUGCCUAGAUGAUACGGAACAAGGAUAUAUUGAAAUUUCGAUGAAUCUGAUACGAUAGGAAUUAGAUAGAUUAGAAGCCAGUAGUAUUUAUAAAAUUUGAACAAUAAAAAUUAAGCAUUCUAAAAUCAUAA